This is a messenger RNA of Quercus lobata, 3427 nucleotides long. RefSeq names its product disease resistance protein At4g27190-like. The coding region runs from base 163 to 3117 and encodes 984 amino acids. Gene Ontology annotation, molecular function: ADP binding; protein binding. Lineage: Eukaryota; Viridiplantae; Streptophyta; Magnoliopsida; Fagales; Fagaceae. The record is from RefSeq and is a predicted model, not a curated record. The transcript is spliced from 2 exons.
ACACAACCCAACACAAACCUAAUAGAAAUUCUCACAAAUCCACACAGCGUAGCCUCUCGUUCAAACCUUUCGAACAAGUUCAGAUCUUUCGAAAGCCUCUCUCUCUCUCUUAAUCUCAAGUUAUUUUAAGCUUCAGGCAUCUUCCAUAGAAAAAUUUCCAGCAUGGAAGCGGUGGGUGCCAUUGUCGGUGCACUAGCGGCAACAACUAGCGGGCUUCUCUGUAGUUGUGUCUGUUCUAAGGCCAACACCACUGUUAAUUUGCAUUCAAAUCUUGCUGCUGUUAAGGAGAAGAUGAAAAGCCUUACGGAUCGUAUAAAAGAAGUCAAACGUGAAACGGAAAAAGAGGAGAAAGAAGGAAACGAAAUCAGAGAUCAAGUCGUAACUUGGCUUGAAGACGUGGAAAGGCUUCAGCCUAGAGUCAAUGCAAUUCAAGGACAAAUGGUCGACAACAAAAAGCCUUCUCGAUGUUUCUUAAAUUGCAGAAAGCGGUAUAGAGUGAGCAGGGAGGUGGAAGAAACUCUGAAUGAGAUCAACAGGCUUCUUGAAGCUGGAAAUUUUGACUCUGGUGUGGCUUGUCGUACUAGAGUUCCCAGAGCAGUGGAGUGUAUUCCUGGACCUUCAAUUCAAGGUCAAACAACUGCAUUAAAAAAAUUAGACGAGACUAUGAGGGCAUUGUCUGCUGAUGGAGUCCAAGUGAUUGGCAUUUGGGGACUCGGAGGAGUUGGCAAGACUACUCUGGUGAAGAACUUGAACAAUAAGCUCGUGGAUGAUUCUACGCAGCCUUUUGGCAUCGUCAUUUGGGUCACCGUUUCCAAGAAUUUGGUCAUUAAAAAUAUCCAGACACAGAUAGUUGAGAGAUUGAAAUUGGAGAAAGUAAUGGAAGAAAGCGAGCAAAGAAAAGCUAUUCGGAUUUAUGAAAGGCUUAAGAAGGAGGAAAAAUUUCUACUCAUUCUAGAUGAUGUUUGGACGAAAAUUGAUUUAGACGCUUUGGGUGUCCCAAGGCCUGAAGUUCAUAAAGGCUGUAAGAUCAUAUUGACUUCUCGACGUAAGGAAGUCUGUAGGACUAUGACAACCAACCUUGAAAUCAAAAUAGAAGGUUUAAAUGAUGUUGAAGCUUGGCAAUUGUUCUGUCAAAAGGCAGGGGAUGUGGCUCAUCUAGAAGAUAUUAAACCAUUAGCAGAAGCAAUUGUAAAAGAAUGUUGCAGAUUACCACUAGCCAUCAUCAUUGUGGGAGCUGCCAUGAGAAAAAAGACAAAAGUCGAGUUGUGGAAGCAUGCAUUAAAGGAGUUGAAAAGAUCGGUGCCUUCUAUAGAAGGAAUUGAGGCUGAGGUCUAUAAGCCGUUGAAGUUGAGUUACGACUCAUUACAAGGUAACAACAUAAAAUCUUGUUUCUUAUAUUGCUGUCUAUUUCCCGAGGACUUCCCAAUUUUAAUAAGUGAAUUAGUACGAGACUGGCGGGCAGAAGGUUUGAUAGGUGAAGGACAGAAUUGGGGGGAUAUGGACGAAGGCAUUUCUUUGAUUGAAAAUCUGAAGGACUCUUGUUUGUUGGAAGAUGGUCCCUAUGGGAUUACUGUGAAGAUGCAUGACGUUGUUCGGGAUGUUGCUAAAUGGAUUUCAUCAUCGUCUGAGGAUGGGUGUAAAUCCCUUGUUCGUUCGGGGAUUGGGUUGAGGGAGAUUCCCGUUGGAGAGUUUUCAAAUUCAAAUUCUCUCAAUAGAGUUUCUUUCAUGGGUAACAACAUAACAAGGCUACCUGAUCGCAUGAUACAAUGUUCAAAGGCCUCGGUUCUGCUACUCCAAGACAAUGAUGCCCUUGACACGGUUCCUGAGAAAUUCCUGCAAGGAUUUGAAGCACUCAAGGUAUUGAAUCUCAGUGGAAACAGCAUCCGGUCGUUGCCUCAUUCUCUACUUCAACUUAGAGAUCUCCGUGUUCUUCGUCUUCGCCAUUGCAGUAAUCUUGAAGAACUACCCUCACUGGGAACGCUUACUAAACUUCGAGAACUUGAUCUUCAUGGCACGUGUAUCGCAAAUUUGCCAAGAUGGAUUGAAAACCUGAGUGAGCUAAGGGUUUUAAACUUAGAUGAGACUGAAAAACUGAAAAGCAUUCAACCUGGAAUUAUAUCCAAGUUGUCUUGUUUAGAAAGUCUAUCUAUGCUGAAUAGUGGCUUUCGUUUCCGUUUGAAGGGAGAGGAAGACGGACAGGCAACUUUUGAAGAGCUCAAAUCAUCCUUUAAUCGAUUACAUUACUUAAUCAUCUCAUUGAAUGGGAUCCCAUGGGAAAAAUCCGAAGAUCUUUCCUGGAUGAAUAGAAUGAGUCAUCUUGAACUUUUUUUUUACCAAUCGCCAGGAAGGAGGGGCCUGAUUAGAAUUGAUGAAACAAGGUUUGUAAUCGGGAAUCUUGAUCUUUCUCUCUUGAAAGAAUGGAUUGGGUGGUUCUGGGGUAAUACAAGUUCUUUGCAAUUAAGUGAAUGUACAGGACUGGAUGAAAUGCUUGAAGACUUCAUUAAAAGUGAUGCCAGCUUUGCUGGUUUAAAGUCACUCUUUAUUGAAAAUUGUCCAACCAGUUUAGUGCGGGGAGGAGGAUGUGCUGCCCGCUGUGACCUACUACCAAACCUGGAGGAACUUCAUCUCUUUAGUAUGGAAAACCUAAAUAGCUUUUCAGAGCUAGCUGGUCAUCUUGGGGUGAGAGUUCAUAGCCUAAAAUCAAUAGAAGUGCAAUUCUGUUCUGAGAUGAAAUAUGUUUUCUCCUGUGGUGACUUCAUUCAGACUCUGCCAAACCUAGAAGUAAUCAAGGUAUGGAAUUGUAAGAACUUAAAGGAGCUCUUUAAAAAUGAAUCAGGGCAGAGCAUAUCUCCAAAUCCUAUGGUUCCAAAACUACGGAUACUGCAAUUGAUGAACCUUCCGAAAUUGGAGACUCUUUGCAGAAACGAGGAGACAUGGCCGUGUCUGGAGCAGGUUGAAGUGUGGGGGUGCAAAGGUCUCAGAAGGCUGCCUUUUACUAACCAAAAUGCAGGUACCCUUGAAGAAAUAAUAGGAGAAUCAGAGUGGUGGGAUGCUUUGGAGUGGGAUGGCGACCAAACAAAAUCAAGUUUGCUGCCUUUUUUCAAUCCUUAUCAGUAGGGUGGCUUCGGUCAAGUAUGGGCUUUGGCCCAAAGUGGCCCUUUUGAUUGUGUUUGAAAAUUGAGUGAGUUAAGAGUUUGUUCAUUUUUGUAGUGUGAAAGAACCGAUCAGGUUUUUUUUUUUUUUUAAUUCAAGUUUGAGAGUAUGUUCAUUAUUAGAGUGAGUACACCAUUAUUGGAAAUUUGUAUUAAUUGAGUGUCAUGUUUGUGAGUUAAGAUUGAAAGAGUUUUGAGUUACCCAUGUUGGGUUUGAAAUUGUGAGAGAUUUAUAGAGUUUGAAGUUUGUAUCUAUAUCUUUCAUAAAUGGAUUU